AUGAAACAACAGAGUGAGAAACUGCGCGAAAUUGAACUCCAGAAAGCUGAGGAUAAGGAUGGAGGAAUUGAAGAAGAAAAGCGUAGGAAACGUUAUGAGGAAGAGAUGGCACUCGAGGGAGCUAAACUAGAAAUGAAACGGAAGUUUGAAAGGGGAUUAGAGGAAGUUAAAAUGAAGUCUGCAAGCCAAUGCAAUUCUGCCAAGCUGCCCAAGUUAGUAAUAUCUAAAUUCCAAGGAACUCACUUGGAUUGGCAGAGAUUCUGGGGGCAAUUUGAAAAAGAAAUUGACAAGGCAGAGAUCAGCCCCAUUACCAAGCUGUACCUCAAAGAGUUGCUUAUUCCUAAGAGCAUUAUUUCCUUACCAACCAUAUCUGGGUCCGAUGCAAGGAAAAUCAAUCGUUUCUUUGAAACACUGGUUGCAAAUACACAAGCAUUAGAAACCAUGGGGAAGCUGAACGAAGUAAAGGGGUUUGCACGAAGCACGCUGGAUAAAUUACCAGGCAUACGGGCAGACUUGGUACGAUCAGAUGACAAUUGGCAAGAUUGGGGAUUUGGUGAGACGGUCGAAGCACUGCGAAAAUGGUGUGUGAGGAACCCCAUAUCAGAAGAAGACCGUAAGUCAGAUCACAAGGGUACCAGCCAUUAUCAACAAAAAUCUGGAAAGUUCUUACAUGCCAAGCAGGAAUCAUGGGAAACCAAGACUGUGUGUGUUCUGAGGGUGAUAUAUCCAGUUGUUGUAGCGGUUGUCAAUGGGAUAAAAUGCAGGGCCCUCUUGGACACAAGAGCUGGCAGUUCGUAUAUCUCUGCAGAUUUGGUAAAGCUUCUAAGGAAACAGCUUUCACGAACUGAGUACCGGCAUAUUGAUAUGAUGAUGUCAUCGACAAUUCAGAGAAUUGAGAUCUAUGAUGUGAUUGUGGCUGAUGUUAGAGGAAAGUUUGAAAUGAAAACCCAAAAUCCUGCAGACCUUGGUGGCCGUGGAUGUUUACCAAAUAACCUGACCGAGUCAUGGUUGAAUGGACCAGAUUGGCUGCCUUAUCCCGAUCAAUGGCCUGAGGACAUAGUUGCACAACCCGGUAAAGAGUCGGAAUCUGAAGUUAAGUUGGUCAAGAAUUUGUUUGCUGCAGUUGUAGAAGUCAAAGAAGAAGUGGAUGAACUGCUGCAAAAGCACACUUUCUGGAAAUCUGUUCGUAUCCUCGGUUGGAUAACCAGAUUUGUAAACAACUUCAGGGCAACGCUGGGCAAGACUCGGAAACAAAGUGAUCCGCUGACAACAACUGAAACCGAAACUCAAGUGGAGUUGCUCGUGAAGAAAUUCACCGAAAGACAAAUCGAAACGGAACAAUUUAAGAACGAUCAGCUAAGACUUAAUCUUCAAAGAAACGUAAAUGGUCUAUUUGAAUGCCGCGGAAGAAUCCAAGGCUUGUAUCCAAUUUAUGUACCGCUUGCCACGUUGCUCAGUGAGAAAAUGAUUGAAGAUGCUCACGUCGAAACGUUGCAUGGGGGAGUUGGGUUAACCAUGACCCGGUUACGUCAGCGUUACUGGAUACCAAGACUUCGCCAGUCAACAAAGAAAGUGAUUGCGGGCUGUUACGGGUGCACGCGUUUCCAGGCAACUGCCUAUCAUAAUCCACCAGUUGGAAAUCUGCCGCUCGACAGAACUGUUGGAUCAAUUCCCUUCGAAGUUCUUGGUGUCGACUAUGCUGGGCCCCUUAUCUAUAAGAUCAAUAAGACGAAAGAUUUUUAA
Messenger RNA from Dendronephthya gigantea, 1743 nucleotides. RefSeq lists its product as uncharacterized. The record is from RefSeq and is a predicted model, not a curated record. Lineage: Eukaryota; Metazoa; Cnidaria; Anthozoa; Malacalcyonacea; Nephtheidae. The coding region runs from base 1 to 1743 and encodes 580 amino acids. The transcript is spliced from 4 exons.